This is a messenger RNA of Corythoichthys intestinalis (scribbled pipefish), 6665 nucleotides long. RefSeq names its product high mobility group AT-hook 2 (gene hmga2). The transcript is spliced from 5 exons. Gene Ontology annotation, molecular function: DNA binding; transcription coregulator activity. The record is from RefSeq and is a predicted model, not a curated record. Bases 292 to 627 code for a protein of 111 amino acids. Gene Ontology annotation, cellular component: nucleus; chromatin. Gene Ontology annotation, biological process: regulation of DNA-templated transcription. Lineage: Eukaryota; Metazoa; Chordata; Actinopteri; Syngnathiformes; Syngnathidae.
UAGUAUGCUUCUCAGACUGUCCGUGCCGCGCUGUCACGCCUCGCCGCUGCUCCACGGUCUCCCCCGGUGCCGCGGUGGUGCCUUGUAAACCGAGCUGAGUCGCUUCUCCUCCGGCGUCGCAUACUCGGGUGUCUUGCUGUGCCCCCCUAAACCCCCGUUGAUCACCGUGCCCCCAAACUUCCAUGCUCAUUAUAUUUUAAUCCCGCCACCGAUUUCGCACUCAAUUGGAUAUUCAAAUCGAUCCUAGGAGGUUUUUAUUUAUUUUUUCGAACGGAGAAGCUACCGGGAGUCAUGAGCGGACGCGGGGACGAGACCGGUGAGAGCUCCCAGGAGCCGGCAGGAGCCGUGGAGCCCCAAAAGAGGAGACCGGGGAGACCGAGGAAACUCCAAAAAGAGCCGAGCGGAGAACCUGUCCCCAAGCGACCAAGGGGCCGCCCAAAAGGAAGUAAAAACAAGGGCCCCUCCAAGGCAGCUCAGAGGAAAGCCGAGGCAACUGGGGAGAAAAGACGCAGGGGGCGACCCAGGAAAUGGCCACAGCAAGUCGUCCAGAAAACACCCGCUCAGGAAGAAGAAGAGGAGGAGGAGGAAGAAGAAGAAGAGGCUGGGGAGUCCCCGGAGGAAGAUUAAACUUCCGUACCAUGAAAGCUCUACCUCAUUCAGCUGUCAGGUCUUUCAAAGGGAAAAGACUACCUUGACCACUUGUUUUUUAACCUUUUCCACAUGUCAUUUUACUUUUUAUUUCAGUCCACGUUCAGUAUUUCACUUUCUCACUGGACGCAGGGACAGAUACACCUAUGACACUGUUAGAGACGCGUUUGAUCUCAACAGUCUCCGAAAGUAUUUUUUGUCAUUGAGAAACACAGAACGCAGGUCUUUGAUUCCAAAUAAUAGAGUCAUCUACAAAUUGUUGGACCACCAAGGACAGGGAGACACUCUUUCCUCAGGGCAGUUGAAAAUCAUGUUGACCUAAAACCAAGCGUAAUCAAGUUCCUUACUCAGGUUUUAUAAUUUUAAAACCUUUCACCCCAUUGAAAUAUAGGGAAUACCAGAAGCGAAAUCUCCAACAUAGACUUCAAAACCUAUUGACAUGACACGGAAAAAAGGGCCGAUUCGUACGGGGCCUAUUUUCAAAAACAAAACCAAAUCUGCUACAGAACUAAAACCAAAACAGGCACCUACCUUAGCCAUAUACAAGUCUCCAUGAGCAGCAACAUCAAAAAAUUCAAAGUCGUUCCCUAAUAAAAUCCCGAUUAAUUUUUUGUUUGUAUAACACAACUUAAAAUGGCUAUAAAAGUCUCAGUUUUUACACUAGAUGCACAAAAAUCACCAAUAAUCACCUAUAUUUUCAGGAUAAAUAGCAAUAUUUAACAUAUCCUAUCAGUUUUUGACCAAAAUAGCAACUUGAUUUAAAAAAAAAAAAAAAAUUUACUGCAAGUUUUCAACAGCUAAUAGAGCACUCAAUUUAACAUUAGAAACUUAAUACUUGAGGAAAACAUGCAGAAUCAAUUAUAAUAUAUAAAUAGAUUCCAUAUACAAUCACAACUUAUUAUAGAACAGAAUAGCCCAUUAUUAUCAUUACACACUAUAUACUGUUAGUGAAUGAGGCUAGCAGCUGCCUGACGUAAACAGCUUUUCUGGCGAAAAUUCUUGUGAAUAAAUGCUUAAAUCUCCGAAUUCUUCAUAGAUAUGGACGUAAAACAGUUUUGAUUCUUGGUUAAAAGUAAAAAAAAAAAAAACGUGCACUUAGCGUUUAUUUUUAGUAUAUAUGUCAAAGUACAAUGCUACUGUGUUAGCGGAUAAGGCUAGCGGCCGCCUGACGUAAACAGAGCUUUUCUGGUGAAAAUUCUUGUGAAUAAAUGCUUAAAUCCCUGAAUUCUUUAUAGAUAUGAACGUAAAGCAGUCUCGUUUCUUGGUUGAAAGCAAAAAAAAAAAAAAACCCCAAAAAAACCUGGCAGUUAGCGUUCAUUUGACAUAUAUAUGUCAAAGUACAAUGCUACUCUGUUAGCGAAUGAGGCUAGCAGCCGCCUGACGUAAACAGAGCUUUUUAAGCAAAAAUUCUUGUGAAUAAAUGCUUAAAUCCCUUAAUUCUUUAUAGAUAUGGACAUAAAACAGUCUCGAUUCUUGGUUCAAAGCAAAGAAACCGUGCAGUUAGUGUUUAUUUUACGUAUAUACAGUAUGUCGAAGUACAAUGCUACUCUGCUAGCGAAUGAGGCUAGCGGCCGCCUGACGCAAACAGAGCUUUUCUGGCAUAAAUUCUUGUGAAUAAAUGCUUAAAUCCCCAAAUUCUUCAUAGAUAUGGACAUAAAACAGUCUUGAUUCUUGGUCAAAAGCAAAGAAACCAUGCAGUUAGUGUUUAUUUUACAUAUAUAUAUCAAAGUACAAUGCUACUCUAUUAGCGAAUGAGGCUAGCGGCCUCCUGGUGUAAACAGCUUUUUUGGCAAAAAUUCUUGUGAAUAAAUGCUUAAAUCCCUGAAUUCUUUAUAGAUAUGGACGUAAAACAGUCUCGAUUCUUGGUUGAAAGCAAAAAAAAAAAAAAAAACGUGCAGGUAGCAUUUCUUUCGCGUAAAUAUUGCCAAGUAUGAGGCUAGUCAGUUUCAAAAAUUAGCUGCCUCCAUGUGUAAACAAAGAAGAAAAUUCCUGCGAAUAAAUGCUUCAAUCACAGAAUUUUAUUGUAGAUAUGGACGUAAAAUUGUCUCGAUUUUUUUUUGUUAAAAGCGAAAAAACUGGCAGUUAUGCAUCUGUUUUACGUAUAUAUGUCGAAGAAUCACGCCAACGCCGUAGCAGUUCCCAUUCUCCCAUUGAUUUUUUUUUUCACGUCUCAAAAUGCAUGCAUGGUACGAAUAUUUUCCUUAAAUCCUGGAACAAAUCACUCUUGAGACAACCCUUCUGUUUAUAUGCGGUACAGCUUUCGUAGUUCAAAAAUCCAAGCUUGAAUCCAGCUUAGACAUGAGCGUGUCUUCACCUUACUAUACUAAAUGAAGCUCGGCCCCCUCUGAUAAGCCGUGACGCAAAGAAUGAUGAAUUGUCACGUCAAUAGGUAAUGAAGUCUAUGUCUCCGAUUGACAGGGAUUGACUAAAAAUUACACGACGAAAAGCAAUUCAUCAUCUAAAAUGAGGUUAUAACAUUGACCAGGUAACGAAGUAAGUCGUUCUCAACAUUCCUAUACCUCAAAUAUUGAUUCUAAAGCUUUACAUUUUGACUGACUUGAACUUCAAACAUGCUUUAAUUGCUCUGUUCUUGGUGGGAUCCCAGCUCUGGUUCAUAACUAAACUUGUUGCAUCCGACUACUGCUCAGCACAUGGUUUAUUUCGCUUGGUUCGUGGCUUAAGUUUUCUCCAUAUGCUCAACAUAGCUUUAAACUUUCAUUGUUUAACAUCGCACUGUAAUGAUAUCUCCUUUGACAGUUUGUCUUGCAAAAAUAACCUCAAGAAAGAACAAACGCCUUACCUCAGAACACACAAGAUACCUGGAUUAUUCGUGGCAGCGCCGCAUCGGACAUCUCAUCUCACACUGUAACGUGCUUGAAUGUCAGUGCUUUCUGGUCACUGAUGCGCAGCCUUCUCGACGGUUUUUUGCAAACUACCUCCGACUCGGCACAAUCCUCUUUUGAAAAUGCGCGCUGUCACCAAAGCACACUCGAAGCAGCGCACAGGAAGGGCAGUGUGCGUUCACGUGUUUAUGUUCUGGAACUUACUUUGUGAUACUGUACAUUGAAAAGCGAGGUCAUAUUUGUUGAUGUCUUCUCGUGAAGAAACUGCAUUUUUGCCUGCAACUGCUUUGUUCAAUCAGGUGAAUCCGGAACGGUCGAUAAAGAAGCUUGAGUCAGGUUCAACUUUCCUCAAUGUUAGCUGUUGUUGGUAAAGAGUCAGUGGUCUGCAGCUUACGUUCUUUCACUCCCUUCGAUGUUACUCUAGAUCAGGGUCCCCAAACUUUUUCCUGCGAGGGCCUCAUAACUUUUCCCUUCUCUAAAGAGGGCCCGGGGUCAGUUUGUAACAGAAAAAGUGUGAAGAUUGCAGGAGUGCCUAAAUGUAAAAAAAAUAUUGUUUUUCAGAAAGCCACAAUCAAAUAACCCUUUCUGGACUCUUCACGGAACAAAAGUAAAUAUAAAAAAAAUAAAAAAAAUAAUAUAAUAUAAUUAGGGCUGUCAAAAUUAUCGCGUUAACGGGCGGUAAUUAAUUUUUUAAACACGUUAAAAUAUUUGACGCAAUUAACGCACAUGCCCCGCUUAAAUAGAUUAAAAUGUACAGUACAGUGUAAUGUCCGCUUGUUACUUGUUUAUGGCGCUUGGGUCCAACUGAUUUUAUGGGUUAGUACCAUGAGUGAGCAUGGUGUAAUUAUUGACAUCAACAAUGGCGAGCUACUAGUUUAUUUUUUGAUUGAAAAUUUUACAAAUUUUAAUAAAACGAAAACAUUAAGGGGGGUUUUAAUUAGGGGUGUCAAACGAUUAAAAUUUUUAAUCGAGUUGUUUACAGCUUAUAAAUUAAUUAACCGUAAUUAAUCGCAAUUCAAACCAUCUAUAAAAUAUGCCAUAUUUUUUAGUAAAUUAUUGUUGGAAUGGAAAGAUAAGACACAAGAUGGAUAUAUACAUUCAACAUACGAUACAUAAGGACUGUAUUUCUUUAUUAUAACAAUAAAUCAACAAUAUGGCAUUACCAUUAUUAACAUUCUGUUAAAGCGAUCCAUGGAUAGAAAGACUUGUAGUUCUUAAAAGAUAAAUGUUAGUACAAGUAAUUGAAAUUUUAUAUCAAAACCCCUCUUCCUGUUUUGGUUUUAAUAAAAUUUGUAAAAUUUUCAAUCAAAAAGUAAACUAGUCGCCCGCCAUUGUUGAUGUCAAUAAUUACUUACACAAUGCUCAUGGGUGCUGAAGCCUAUAAAAUCAGUCGCACCCAAGCGCCAGCAGAGGGCGGCAAAACUCCAAAAAACACAACAAGUACACCUUUCACUGUGCUCUCAUUUUAAUCAGUUUGAGCGGGGCAUUUGUGCGUUAAUUGCGUCAAAUAUUUUAACGGGAUUAAUUUCAAAAAUUUAUUACCGCUCGUUAACGCUAUAAUUUUGACAGCCCUAGUUUUAAUAUAACAUUUCUAUAACUUGUACUUACAUUUAUCUUUUAAGAACUACAAGUCUUUCUAUCCAUGGAUCGCUUUAAGAGAAUGUUGAUAAUGUUAAUGCCAUCUUGUUGAUUUAUUGUUAUAAUAAACAAAUACAGUACUUAUGUACAAUAUGUUGAGUGUAUAGAUCCGUCUUGUGUCUUAUCUUUCCAUUCCAACAAUAAUUUACAGAAAAAUAUGGCAUAUUUUAUGGAUGGUUUGAAUUGCGAUGAAUUACAAUUAAUUAAUUUUUAAGCUGUAAUUAACUCGAUUAAAAAUGUUAAUCGUUUGACAGCCCUAAAUAUAAUAAUAACACUAUUAAUUAAAUAGAUACAGUAAUAACCAAAUAACCCUCUCUGGGUUCUUCACAGAAAAAGCCAGGAAAUAAAUAACACAAGUUAAAAAAAACAAAAAAAUGUUCAGGGGGCCGGACCAAAUUUGGAGGCGGGCCGUAUCUGGCCGUAGUUUGGGGACCCCUGCUCUAGCUCUACAUGAUAAUGCAACAUUUUCCUCAAUUUCUCUUUGACAAACGUUAACUUGAAUGUUUUGUUUUUAAUGGGUAGGACAGUUUUGUUUUUUGUUUUCCCCUUUUCCUGAUUGUACUACCUACAGUAUCAAUGAACCUUACCUCAAAAAGUGUCAGUUAACAACGGACUAACAAAUUCGCUACCUCCAUUCUUGACCAGGUUUACUUUCAGUAUGAGCAAUGCUGACUUACGUAUGUUAAUAAUUGACAGUGUAUCAGGACUGCAGAAGCUCCUCAUUUUGAAAGUGCUUUGUUUAAUCUCAGUACGUUUCUCACAAUUAUGUGGCUAUCAGAUUUGAAUAUUGUAUUCAUGACUGUUUUCUUGGCUGUAUACUUGAUUAGGUGUCUCAUGUAUGCGAAAAUGAUUUUGUUUUUCUUCUCUCGUUCAACCAGAUGUAUAUGGGUUUGCUUUAUAUUUUGGGAGAUGCUAUACCAUUUUUCAGCUAAGGCCAGAGGUAGAGCCUAGAAGGGAGCCGCUGUCAUCCCUUCAACCCGCUUUCUUGUGACAGUCUUUCAAUGGCAUUGCCUUGCUAUAUUCAAAUAAACUGAUUUUUGUUUGUUUAAAGGCAUUUAUACAGUCUUACUGUUAACUCGGCGUUUUUUCCUGACAUCACUGUCAAACCAUCAGCUCUGGGAGCCUUAAAAAAAGUUAGUCAUCAUAUAUUCUAUUCUAUUCUAGUACAAUCAGAUACACGUUACUACCUCUCAAAAGGCCUAUUUUUACCUCAAUAUCAAACCUAGAUACUGUUCUGACAUGUAGAGAGCAUUGGGUGAACAUCUUGAAAUGUUUAUUUUUGCCGGGAUACAUUUUAUAUGUCUGUUUUCUAUUGACCUCAACUGAACUUGUAACUUUGAUUGUGUAGUAGAAGCUGGAAGGCACGUGAUUAGAUUUUUCCAACCUCUCUCCUCUGUUUUUUUUUCCUUCGAAAGCAUCUAACGUUUAAAAUAUCUAACUUUUUGGUGUUGUUUCCUCUAUCCACUUACUGUCUUGGAUUACACGACUAUUUUUACUCGCUUGCAAAACGUCUUUAUCGAUAUUCACUGCGUUUUA